AUGGAAUUUCUUACUCAAAUACAAGCAAUUGGAACAGUUUUUGCCUUAAUCUUGCUCUACACCUUAUGGAGAAGAAAGCUCAACAAUCACAAAACAAAAGGAAGAGAUGAAGUCCCUACACCAUCUGGUGCCUUACCAAUUUCAGGUCACCUUCAUUUAAUUGGUGGACAAGAACCACCUCCAAAAACUCUUGCAGUCAUGGCUGAUAAGUAUGGACCAAUCCUCAUGCUUAGACUUGGCAUUCAUCGAACACUUGUUGUGAGUAGUUGGGAGCUUGUAAAGGAUUGCUUCACCACAAAUGAUAGAGUUUUUGCUACAAGGCCUCAAGUAGCUGCAGGCAAGUAUUUGGGCUAUAACCAUGCAGUGUUUGCCUUCACUCCUUAUGGGUCAUAUUGGCGUGGAAUCAGAAAUAGAACUACUCUUAAUCUCCUCUCCAAAGCUCGUCUUGACAAGUUAAAGCAUGUAAGAAUCACUAUUGUAGACAUAUCCAUCAAAGAAUUGUACUCAAUUUGGGCCAAGAAUGGAGGUACUCAUCCAGUGAAGGUAGAGAUGGAGGAGUGGUUUGAUCACCUGAGCUUAAACAUCAUCACUGAGAUGAUUGCCGGAAAACGUUAUUUGGGAAACAUCAAUACCGGAUACGAAGAUGAAGCUAAGAGACUUAGAAGGGUAAUUGCUCAACUAAGGUAUCAAUUUGGGGUGUUUGUUCCUUCUGAUGUAUUACCCUUUUGUGAAUGGUUAGAUUUGGGAGGACAUUUGAAAGCCAUGAAGUCUCUUGCUAAGGAAUUCGAUUGUAUAUUGGGAAAUUGGGUCGAAGAACAUCGUCGUAACAUUGCUAAGAAGUUGGCCGGCGAGGAAGAAGGUGAGCUUGACUUCAUCGAUGUGAUGCUAACCACCCUUUCUGAAGAAAAUUUGACGUGUAGUUAUGAUGAUGAUACCAUCAUCAAGGCAACUGUGCUGGCCUGA
Molecule: messenger RNA, 963 nt
Organism: Telopea speciosissima
Lineage: Eukaryota; Viridiplantae; Streptophyta; Magnoliopsida; Proteales; Proteaceae
Product: cytochrome P450 CYP82H23-like
Exons: 2
Coding region: 1-963 (320 amino acids)
Biological process (GO): defense response to other organism
Molecular function (GO): oxidoreductase activity, acting on paired donors, with incorporation or reduction of molecular oxygen; monooxygenase activity; iron ion binding
Source: RefSeq, a predicted model, not a curated record